AUGAAGUUACAAUCUUUAACACGCCUAGUUACUUUAGGUAGAACGCUUACUUCUAAUACAAUAAUUUCUUCAUUUACAAGGAAUGCAAAUAAUGGCAUAAGCUCUUCCUUUCCUUCGAUUUUAUGCAGACAGAUUUCAGACGUCAUGAAGAAAACGUUGGAUGAGACUGUGCAUAAGAAUGAGGUUGUUUUGUUCAUGAAGGGCACUCCCGAACUUCCAGAGUGCGGAUUUAGCAGAGCUGUUGUUCAAAUUUUCCAAGUUCAAGGUGUGGAUUUUUCAAAGAUCAAGACAUUCAAUGUGUUAGAAGAUAAUGAAUUAAGACAAGGUGUAAAAGAAUAUUCACAAUGGCCGACUGUUCCACAAGUGUAUAUUAAGGGAGAAUUUGUUGGCGGUUGUGAUAUCAUGCUCAAUAUGCAUCAAUCCGGAGAAUUAGAAGAGUUAUUAUUGAAACAAGGAUUAAUUCCAGAAGAAAAGAAGGAGUAG
This is a messenger RNA of Funneliformis geosporum, 483 nucleotides long. The record is from the annotation of a GenBank genome assembly. Lineage: Eukaryota; Fungi; Glomeromycota; Glomeromycetes; Glomerales; Glomeraceae.